CAACUUUUCUUUGUGUCGCACGUAAAAAGCUCCAAGGUUCACCUGCUGCAGGGUUUACCUGGGGAGAGAAGGAGGAGCUUUCUGAGAGAGACGGAGAGGCUUUUUUACUGUUCACAUGGCUUUUUGAAUAGCUUAUAAUGCAGUGGAAUAUACCUUUGAUUUGCAGCAUAGUGUUGUUGUUUCUGCUUUGCUUUGCUCCGUUUUGUAACUCUACUGAGAAAAGCUCAGAGUUUAGGCAUGACGGACACAGUCAGAUCCAUGAGAAGACACACAGCACGAAAAAGUUCUGUGAUCCUUCCUUCAAUAACCAGACAGUAGGCGCUAUCACUCAGAACUGUCAGUUUGAUGCCUCUGGGGACCGCUGUGAAUGCUGUAAAGAGGGUUACUAUGGAAACGCAGCCAACAGGACCUGCCGUGCCUGUCCAUGUCCCUUUACAUGGAACAGUUUUGCGUUGGCCUGUCUGGACAUCAGCUCAGGAGGGGUUGAAUGCUUGUGUAAACGUGGUUACAGAGGAGCCACAUGCGAGAGAUGUGCAUUUGGUUACUACGGCAAUCCAAUGGUGCAUGGAGGCAGCUGCAAGCCCUGCAAUUGCAAGGAUGGCUUGAACAUUUGUGAUUCUCUGACUGGAGAGUGCAUCACAUCUGGUAACAGCAGCUGUGGUGCUCACUGCCAUGAAUGUGACAGCUCUACUGUCUCCUUACUGGUUGACUUGGAAAAGAUGGACGAUGCCCUGGCUUGGCUGCAGCAGCAGCAGCUGCAGAACGUCUCUAAUGGCCCUGGUUUGCUCUCCAGGCUGGAGGCUAACAUCUCUGAAACCAAGAGUCUGGUUGGGAGCUACAGCACUGCUGUGAGGCACCUGGAUCCAACGGUUGAAGAGCUGGAAGUAGAUGUGGAUGUUGGCAGAGAUGACUUGAGUCAACUGACUGACAAGAGACUUAGAACUGUAUCAGAUCUGGAGAAGGUCUUGCAGAAUGUGAAUGGAAGAAAGUUAAAGGCAGAGGAUCUUCUCUCUGAAGCUGAAGCGCUCCUUACAGCAACACAAGAUUUGAUAAAGCAGCACACUGGGGUGAAACCUGGAGAGUCAGUCACUGUUACUGAAAACAACAAAGCCAGGAUGAUGGAGGAGGCUCAGGGCAUUGUGCAGGAAAUGAGAGCGAGAGGCUGCACUGCUCAGAGAGACAGAGCUGGCAGAGAGCAGGAGGACACACACAAAUUGUUGGACAUAAUCAGGAACAACAUGGCAGAUCCUUUGGAAACCAAUCAGACUGGAGACUCUCUGAUGGCCUCAGACUCUUCUCUGAGUGAGGUGGCUGAGCUGCUGACAGACGCAGGGGACAGAGUCGACAGGACACGGGGCCUUAACCUGAAGGCUCGUACUGCACUACAACAUCUGGAGGUGACAUGAAACAUAGCUGGCAUCAGUCGAAUCAUUUCUCACUCUGUAGUAUCAUACUGAUGUUUUCACCUCUCUUUGUUCAUUUGCCAACAUCUUCAAACACAGAUGGAGAGAGAACAAAGUACGCUCCUUCCUGUGACUGAAAUGACCAAAGAUCUGCUAAAGAAUAUCACCGACAUCUUUUUAAUGCUUGAGGAAAUAAAAAAAGAAUUUGAAAAUCAUGCAGCUCAGCUAGAUGGUGCCAAGCGGGAACUUUUUAAGAAGUUAAAUAACAUCCAGAUUAUGGCAUUGGUGGGUAUAGUAACCAAAGCUGAGAAGCAUGCAGAGGAGCUCAACAGAGUGACAGCAGA
Sander lucioperca (pikeperch) is the source of this 1747-nucleotide messenger RNA. Its product is annotated as laminin subunit alpha-3-like. Gene Ontology annotation, biological process: regulation of cell migration; axon guidance; regulation of cell adhesion. Gene Ontology annotation, molecular function: signaling receptor binding; extracellular matrix structural constituent. Gene Ontology annotation, cellular component: basement membrane. NCBI's taxonomy places the organism in Eukaryota, Metazoa, Chordata, Actinopteri, Perciformes, Percidae. The record is from RefSeq and is a predicted model, not a curated record. The transcript has 11 exons. Bases 138 to 1406 code for a protein of 422 amino acids.